GAAAAAAAAUGGUUGCUCUCAUUCUGAAGUAAUCAAUGAUUGCAUUACGAGCUCUGCUUCAAUUAGUUCAUCACUGCUACGCAAAAUCAUCGCUGCUGAAAGUUUAAAUCAUCAAAAGAUGGAUUUAUUUUCUUGUAUCUUGACAUUUGGAUUGGCUCUAACGGCGAUUCUGUUGGUAAUUGAUUUUUGUCUGCAUCGCAGUCGAAUAGGUCGAAGGGUCGCUGAAAUUCCGGGACCCAGGGGAUUCCCCAUCAUUGGUAACCUUCUGGAUUUUGCAGUGCCAUAUGACGAAAUAUUUCUCCGCUUGCGAAAAUUUGGAAAGGAGUUUUAUCCUACGUAUAAAUACUGGAUUUUGCACCGACCUCUGGUGAAUAUUCGGCAUCCGGAUGAUAUCCAGAUUAUACUGUCCAGCCCCAUAAAUAUUGAAAAAACUCAACACUCAGAUCUCCUGCGACCCUGGGUAAAGGAGGGUCUGUUGAUAAGUAAAGGAAAAAAAUGGCAAGACCGAAGGAAGAUGGUGAAUCACGCGUUUACCUACAAUCUUCUCGAGGAAUUCGUGGAGACAUUUGUUGAGCAAACUUCUAGACUCCUGGCGACUCUGAAAGUUGAGGCAAAUGUACAAGGCGGAGAAGUUGUCAAGGAAGUUGAACCGAUUUUUUCGAGACUCUCGUUCAACAUCAUAUGUGAAACAGCAAUGGGAAUAGUUCUGGAUGACAAAGAUCGAGAGCAAUACGACUACCUCAAUGCGAUCCGCGCACUUGCAGGAAUAUUCCAAUUCAGAUUGACGAGACCCUGGUUGGCGAACGACUGGAUUUUCUCAUUAACAAAGAAGAGCAAAGAGCAAGCAAAGGCCCUAGGAAAAAUCCAUACAUUUUCAAAGAAGAUAAUUGAAGCAAGAAAAAAUUACCACCGCAUGAACGGAUGGCAAUUUUUGAAUGAACCAUCGAAAAAAACAGGAAGAGAAACCGAUGAUACCGCUAUCAACGGCAAGAGAAGAAAUCAUGGGAAACUUGCGCUACUCGAUCUUCUUAUCGCCACAUGGAAGACUUCCGGCAUCGACGAUCAGGGUAUCCAAGAGGAAGUUGAUAUGUUCGUGGCUGCUGGUUAUGAUACUACAUCCACAGCACUGAGUUUCGCAACAUUAGUUCUUGCAGAACAUAGAGACAUCCAGGAAAAAUGUCGGAAAGAGAUCAAUGAAGUUUUGAACGGAACUCCAGUGGAAAAAAUCACAAUGAAAGAAGUUCAGAAGAUGAAAUACUUGCAACAAUGCAUCAAAGAGGCCAUGCGUCUGUAUGGUGUGACUCCUCUCAUAGGGCGAAAGCUGUCGGAGGACGUGCAACUAAAAAAUCAUUUCCUCCCUCGAGGAACUGAGGUCGCCAUUCACCUAUACGAUGCACAUCGAGAUCCUCAUUUCUGGUCUGAGCCAAAUGUCUUCAAUCCUGAUAGAUUUUCACCGGAAGGAUCUAAAGGCAGACAUCCUUAUUCGUAUUUGCCCUUCAGUAUUGGACCGAGGGAUUGUAUUGGCAAAAAAUUUGCAAUGCUGGAACUGAAAGUCGUCAUAGCGGGGCUCAUUUCGAAUUUCUAUCUCGAACCAGUGGAUGUAAUUGGUGAUAAGCGCUUCAUCAUGGAUUUCAUCAUGAGAUGUAGCGAACCAAUGCACGUGAAGCUAGUUCCCAUAACUAAAUGAAUUAUCAUGAAAUCGCAUUGAACAGUUCGAUUAUUUCAAUAGAAUAAAAAUUUUUGCGAAACGAUUGCUUUGUCAUGCCAUGAUUGGGUCACUUAAACAAAAAGUUCAUCCCUCCGAUUAAAGGAUGAAAUCUGUCAAUUGGAAAAUUCUUUGAAACUCGUAUUUAAUAUCCAAAUAAAUUAAAUCUAUCAAA
Molecule: messenger RNA, 1880 nt
Organism: Diachasma alloeum
Lineage: Eukaryota; Metazoa; Arthropoda; Insecta; Hymenoptera; Braconidae
Product: cytochrome P450 4C1
Exons: 11
Coding region: 119-1687 (522 amino acids)
Molecular function (GO): iron ion binding; oxidoreductase activity, acting on paired donors, with incorporation or reduction of molecular oxygen; heme binding
Source: RefSeq, a predicted model, not a curated record